Molecule: messenger RNA, 1313 nt
Organism: Bombus impatiens (common eastern bumble bee)
Lineage: Eukaryota; Metazoa; Arthropoda; Insecta; Hymenoptera; Apidae
Gene: Cdk7
Product: cyclin-dependent kinase 7
Exons: 5
Coding region: 187-1203 (338 amino acids)
Biological process (GO): positive regulation of transcription by RNA polymerase II; protein phosphorylation
Cellular component (GO): transcription factor TFIIK complex; nucleus; cytoplasm
Molecular function (GO): cyclin-dependent protein serine/threonine kinase activity; RNA polymerase II CTD heptapeptide repeat kinase activity; ATP binding
Source: RefSeq, a predicted model, not a curated record
AAUACAGCGACACGAUGAUACGAGGACACGACACAAGGUUUUCAUUUACGUUUCAUUUUGAAGCACAUUAAACGAAGUAUACUCAUGAAUGAUACAAGAUAGUAUUAUGUAAAUUAUUAUGUAAAAUAUUUUUAAAUAAGUAAUUUAUUUUUGAAAAAAAUAAAAGUAUUAUUAUAUUUAGUAAAUAUGACAGAAAAAUUGCGAAGAUAUGAGAAAAUUGAUUUCUUAGGAGAAGGACAGUUCGCUACUGUCUAUAAAGCCAAAGAUAUCGAAACGUCCAAAAUUGUUGCUGUGAAAAAGAUUAAAGUUGGAAGUCGCGCAGAGGCUAGGGAUGGUAUAAAUAGAACUGCAUUACGAGAAAUUAAAUUAUUGCAAGAAUUAAAACACGAUAAUGUGAUAGGUUUAUUAGAUGUUUUUGGUCACAAGUCAAAUGUCUCCUUAGUAUUUGACUUUAUGGAUACAGAUUUAGAGAUAAUAAUAAAGGAUAGUAAUAUAGUAUUAACAGCUGCAAACAUUAAAGCAUAUAUGAUCCAAACUUUACAAGGAUUAGAUUAUUUACAUUAUAAUUGGAUACUGCACAGAGAUUUGAAACCAAAUAAUUUACUGGUUAACUCUGAAGGUGUUUUGAAAAUUGGUGAUUUUGGUUUGGCCAAAUUUUUUGGUUCACCUAACCGAAUAAAUACCCAUCAGGUAGUAACAAGGUGGUAUAGGUCACCUGAAUUGUUGUAUGGUGCAAGAUUAUAUGGUACUGGAAUUGAUAUGUGGGCAGUUGGUUGUAUAUUAGCAGAAUUGUUAUUACGUGUACCAUUUUUACCUGGCGAAUCUGACCUGGAUCAACUUACUAGAAUAUUUCAGACAUUAGGCACACCCACUGAAGAAACGUGGCCAGGAAUGACAGAAUUACCAGAUUUUAUCCAAUUCAAACCUUUUCCUGGUACACCACUAAAACAUAUAUUUACUGCUGCUGGUGAUGAUCUCCUAGAUUUAAUUGCUAGUCUAUUAAAUGUAAAUCCCUUGGAGAGAUGUACAUGUGAUCAAGCUCUUCAAAUGCCAUACUUCAGCAACAAGCCUGCGCCAACUCCUGGACCUAGAUUACCGCUUCCUACAUCUGUAAAACGUCAGCCAGAGGAAAAGCCUAGUUUAAAGAGAAAACUACUGGAAUCGAUGGAUGGUGCUUCCCUUGCAAAAAGAUUACAGUUUUAACCAUAAAUUCAGUUAGAUUUAAUUGUAAAUUGUUACGAGAACAAAUUCAUUGUUAUUGUUUCCUUACUAAUUUUACAAUGAAUAAUCAAUAUAAUAUGCAAUAAAAUGAA